Melanotaenia boesemani (Boeseman's rainbowfish) is the source of this 5215-nucleotide messenger RNA. It is a transcript of the gene prr14, whose product is annotated as proline rich 14. NCBI's taxonomy places the organism in Eukaryota, Metazoa, Chordata, Actinopteri, Atheriniformes, Melanotaeniidae. The transcript has 12 exons. Bases 222 to 4073 code for a protein of 1283 amino acids. The record is from RefSeq and is a predicted model, not a curated record.
GGAUGAUCCGUCUUGUCUGCUUGUUAGAUUUGUAAAAACGGGUACAUCGGCGAGUAGCUGUAGGGCGCCGUCCGUCCGGCAUGUUUUGUUUACGGCGGUUUUGGAAUACUAUCUCACGGUCGCGUUGAGCAUUUCAGAUUAAGCUUCCAUUUCCCAUAAUUUAGGAGAAGAAGACCAGACACGAGGAAAGAGAAAAAGAGAACGUGUGAGAGAGCAAGGAGAUGUUGACUUAUCCCUCUGACUUGUUCCCUCACAUAGUUUGUCCAAUGGAUGAAGAUGCUAUUCCCCCAAACCCUGUCUGUAGUGCACCUCCCCACAGUGAACCUCCACCACCUCUCCUCUCCCUUUCCUCCAUCACUCCCAGCUUUGCAAAUGAUGGACUGUCUGGACACAGAAGGAGUGAUCGGAUUCAAGCGAUCAGAGUGCAGACUCCAAAAAAGCAGCGUUACACAGAAAGCCGAGCCGUUCAGAAACCAUCCAAACCAAAUCCAUCCCCUUCAAAGAGACAAAGAGGAAAUGCAAUUAUGGUGCAAAUGUCGGAGUCCAAGCAGCCAAGAGUUGUGCUUGAGAAAUCGAACAGGGAUGAGUUCGACAUCAGUUUUGCUGCAGAGGAUCAAAAUCUGCAAAAAGACCCCAAAAGCGUGCAGAAGAAAACCAAUGGAGAAAAUGUAGUGAAACCAUUUGAAGAAAAGACUUCUCAGAAUCUUGAUGUGACUGAACCUGACAUGGAUAUUUGUGGAGAAUUAUCUACUGGGGACACUGAAAAUGUGUCUGCCUCAAAGGGAUGGACAAUUGCCCCGUUGUUUCAGUCACUGAAGUCAAAAAUGGCUAGUUUCACUGAGAUCGUCAUGACUCCAGUGAAACUCUUCAGGCCCAGUAGCCCUAUACCGUCCAUGGAACUGUCAGUGAAACUCCCUGACUGUGAACUACAGGCUGAUGGAGCAGCUGACAUUGAACAAUCAGAGCCAGACAAUGCAUUCUGUCCAGAAGGACAAAAUGAGAACAGUAAUCAGGAUACUAAAGCUGAUCAAGAGGAUCUUACCGAUACUGGAGAUACAACAAGCACAAGAACUAUUUUUCACAAAUAUUCAAAAAAACUUGAAUUUGAUGACUUGUCAACACACCAUCCUAAACACGCUGUUGAAAGCGGUAUAAAUCAGAAUGAAAAAACCUUACCUGAUUUAGUGCCUUUGUCACACAACUCCUUGCCCUGCAUGAUUUCUGAGGAAGUUUCAGAAUCGUUUGGGUCCACUCUGAGUUCAUCCUGCCUCUUGCAGCCCUCUGCCAAAGUAAGUGCCUCACGUGAGUCCAAGUUAAAGAUAUCCAAUGCCGUGGAGGACCAGAAAGGCAAGCUGAAACCACUGCCCAAAAAACUUAUCAGAAAUAGAUCCCAGUUAAAGGAAGUUAACUCUAAGCUUCUGAUAUCUGAAUACAAAAAACAACCAUCUGACCCAGAGAUGAAUGGCCACCAGAACUCAGUUCAGUCAAACAACUGUGAUUUGAGUCUUUGUCCUGAUGUUGAUGUUAAUUUUGGUGAUGUAGAAAGUUGCCUCUUGGUUCGACAGAGUAUCCGCAACAACCCAAGUGACAGUAUGAAUGGAACUUCUCUGAUGUCCGCUUUAGAUGCACAGCUGAUGGAAAGCCAGCACAACUCUGAAAUGUGUCCAUUGCCAAAUGUUGGACGAGCAAAGAGAACACAGAAACUGAGCCAUUAUUCCCAAAGCUCUGUUAAGAAGAGAAGAAGGCAAGUUUUAUCACAAAAAGAUGACACAAGAAAUCAGCUGUCACUGAGCAUGGCUUCAGAUGGUGACAUGAUUAGGGGCCCAAGAACACCAAGAAGGGGAGUUACACUGAUGAAUACCAUUCCAGAUGAGGAAGCCAAUGUAAAAAGUGAUGCAAGACAGGUUGUGUCAACAAGGGCAAAAAGGAAAGGGAAAGAUGGACAAAAGAUACUCAAUACUGUGGAUAAAGCAGUGAUUGCCACACAGACUGAAAGUUCCCCUGAUGUUAUGUUGGUUUGCUCACUGAAUAAAAGUGCCGCACCAGAGGCCAACCCAAAGGACGGCAGCAAAGUGAAGAGCAAUAGUUCGUGCAAAAGAAUGAAGAAAACCACUUUUGGUAAAGUUGAUAUAAACAAUGAUAACGGUAUGGAUCUAGAAACAACUGUGGCAAUCACCUCUACAAAACAAACUGAGGAGAUGCCUUUAUCUGAAGUUUUUGUCCAUCCUGAUAAAAAGCAGCUCCAGUGCACAAACAGGUGCAGGAAUACAAACAAAAAGCCACUAAAAAGGAAGUCAGCAAAUCGUCCAAGUUCAGUGGCAGAAACAGACAGCACUUUGGUGUCUACCUCAUCAGUGGAAACCUUGAAACUCAUGACUACAGAUAACUUAACUAGAGGACAGAGCCAACUGCCCAAGAGGCUUAGAAAUAGUGUCCAGUCCUCAGUGUCCAGUGCAACUCAAGAAACAAAACAAGGUGUCGGCAACCUUCAUUUGACAGCCAAAGAAAGCCAGUCUAAACAUAACCACAAAAAAAUCUCAUUGGGUCCUGUAUAUUUUGAAAUGACACCUUCUGAAUAUAAUCCCCAACCUGAUCUAGUACAAUCCCAGCCUAAUUUAGACCGUUAUGAACGUAUACCCAAUCUCAAUAAGCAUGUUCUAGAUGAGAAAGAAAAGAGUUCUGCCUCUAUGAAAGAUGAGAUAUUUUUCACGGACUUCGAAAUGAGUAACUAUAGCCGAAGGUCUGGCACAAGACGAAUAAAUGCUAAGCGAAGAAGAGCAGAUAACCAAAGGAGGGGCUGCAGGGUUUUCCCUAGUAGAGGAAAUAAAAGUGAAGAGAUGACCAAAUCCAUCACUAUGGAGGAUGCAGACUUGACUGCAUCACACUUGCACUCAUCAAAAGAAGAUGUGUCAAGACGCCUGUCACGCAGUUACUCUUGCCCAGAGAUCCUGACCCUCCUUCCCCACGAAGCACCCUGGACGACUUCAUCCCAUCACAGUAGGACUCGGACAUCACAUCAUCAUCAUCACCACCAUCAUCAUCACAGCCUUUUUGCCUCUCAAGCUCAGAAAUUAGCUCGGCGGGCUCGUCGACACACGGUCUGCAGUUUGGAGGUGGAGAGGGAAAUUGCCCCCCUGUGUCUUCGGAAGGAAAUUUACCCAUCCAGAAGAUCUGCCCCAUAUGAUCCCGUCAUCCAGCACAUGUCUCCCAGUCAUACGCAUUCCCCGAGCAUGUACCUCUCAGCUCUUGCUUCCUGCUUUCUUUCGAGUCCACUGGCUUUUCUUUCCAAGAAGGUUGACUGCAAAGGACCUGCUGCCACCCCCUGUACAUCAGGUCACGUUACCUCUCCUUCCUAUUCUUCCACCUUAGCAUCCCCAAUGAGCUCCUCUGUAUGGCAUCCUCCUGGUUUUAUCCCCAGAGCUGACUCUGAUGCUGCCUUGGAUUCUAGUAACUGUGGCAAUCCUUUGCAAUCUGAAUCUGAGAAGAGACAGCAGAGUGAAGAGGAGGAUGAUGGUGAAGACACAAGCUCCUCCAGCCAUGAGUUUGAAGAUGUUGGGUUGAGAGAGGAAAAAGCUUUGUCUGAUUCUGAAAUCAAAGUUGUGCAGAAGCAUGAAGAACGAGGAAAGGUGUCAUCCAUUAGAAUUCGGAAAACUUUACCCAAACCUCAGACCAACUUGACACCCAUGGGUCUUCCCAAACCCAUUAGGCUGAAAAAGAAGGAGUUUAGCUUGGAAGAAAUUUACACCAAUAAGAAUUUCUGCAAACCCCCAGAGAGUCGGCUUGAAACCAUAUUUGAGGUGCCUUUCAAUCGCAGGAAUGGUUCCGAGUCCUGGUUUGGCCAGAAACGUGUCAAACGUUUUUUGGAGUUCUUGGAGGUUGGUGAAGCCAGAAAACCAAAGAAGCCUCUUGUUGGAGUUGGAAAAGCAGGAAACUCCUCCUGUAGGACAAGACGAGGAGGCUUCCCUAAAGAUGAAUCUUCCCAUAGCGUUCAGGAUGUGGACUCAAUGCUCUGCGCAAAGCUCGAUCAGUUGAAUUUGUGGUUGAUACAUGAUCAGAAAGAUCAGCCUGUUUAAUGGAGGUUGUAACAGAUAAGACUGUUCAUCUAAUGGUAAUAAAUGAAUGUUGUGAGGGCAGGCACUUAAUGGAGUAUUUGAUAUUUUCUAGCAUUUUUGCCUGUAAUUUAAGGAGCAGUACAUCUUAGUACUAUAAAUGUGUUGUAUCCUAGAAGCUGGUUAUAAACAUAGUGUUAAACAUAAUUAUCCGUAUUUACUGAAGUCUAAUUUGUUUCCACAUUUAGUCUCUGCUGUCCGUCUCUCCCCUCAGCCUCUUUGUUUGGUAAAACUAUCUUAAAACAAAAGCCGGUAUUUUUGUUUGUAAAGUAGUUGAACAUUGUGUUUAUUAUUUUUAGACUUCUGGCUCUGCAGCCUGCAGGAGGAGUUGUAGAUGAUUAAGAUAACUGUUUGUUUUCAUAAAACAGCACAGAUUGCAUCAGAUUUUUGUUGUAAUGCCUGUUUUAAAAGAAAACAACUAGUGUUUUGUUCCCUUUGCAGCAUUGUUUAAAGUUGUUUAUAAGGGCAGCUACUUUUUUCUAUUAAAGGCUGAAUAUAACGUAAAUGUGCCAGCUAGAGAUUUGUAUUUGCUACAGCCAAUUUCACAGUGGCAUUUAUGUCUAUAAAUUUUCUACAAUCAAAUGUCUCCAAAUAGUUUGGACUGCAUAAAUAAUUUUACUCAGCUCAGGACAGGGCCUGGUAAAUAAUUUGUUAUUUGUGUUUGUAACUUCACGGUUGUGAACGUCUUGUUUUUUAUGUGACAUAACAUGGAGAAAUGAAGCAAUCCAGGGAGCAUUUCUAGUAGAAACUGUUCACCGCUGUGUUCCUUUGCUUUUAUUUAAAGUUCUCUGCAGAUUGCUUUGUGGUGAAUAUUUUUGUGUUGCAUUUCUAUUUUUGUGUGUGUGUGUGUGUGUGUUUCUCUUCCUUUUUCCAAAUGUAAAUGAGGUUGCCUUAACUGUAAAAUUUGUUGAGAUGUUUGUUGCCAUAUUUGUAAUUGUUGCCAUAUUUGUAUGAGAGAAUGUUAAAAAGCAGCAAGGAACCUGAAGCACAACAACCCAUUUUAUUAUAAAAUACUUUGUGUAAAUGUAUAAAAGUACAACAUGUGUAUACAUCAAAGAAAAUAAUAAAGUUAUAGUAACAAUGCAAUAAAAUCAAGAUAAUGUUGG